GCCUGGGAACGAAGAUGGUGCUCGUCAAGGAAUACCGCGUGGUUCUACCUGUUUCUGUGGAAGAGUACCAAGUGGGGCAGCUGUACUCUGUGGCUGAGGCCAGCAAGAACGAGACGGGGGGCGGGGAGGGCAUCGAGGUGCUGAAGAAUGAACCGUAUGAGGCGGAGGGGGGAGAGAAGGGACAGUUCACGCACAAGAUCUACCAUCUGAAGAGUAAAGUCCCGGGGUUUGUGAAAUACAUCGCCCCAGAGGGAGCGCUGACUUUUCACGAAAAAGCCUGGAAUUCUUAUCCGUACUGCCGCACCAUUGUGACGAAUGAGUACAUGAAGGAUGACUUCAUGAUAAAGAUUGAGACUUGGCAUAAACCUGACAUGGGCACAGUAGAAAAUGUCCAUGACUUGAAUGACAUUGAUUGGAAGGAUGUGGAGGUCGUCCCUAUAGAUAUUGCUGAUGGAGAGGACGUGGCCGCCGCGGACUACAAGCCGGAUGAGGAUCCGUCGCUGUUUCAUUCAGAGAAGACUGGCAGAGGUCCUCUGAGUCCAGAAUGGAAGAAUGAGCUGAAAGCUGACUGUCCUAACAUGUGUGCAUACAAACUGGUCACGGUCAAGUUCAAGUGGUGGGGUCUGUCAACCAAAGUGGAGCACUUCAUCCAUAAGCAAGAGAAGCGCAUCUUUACCAACUUCCAUCGCCAGCUGUUCUGCUGGAUCGACAAGUGGAUAGGGCUGAACAUGGAGGACAUCCGGCGGAUGGAAGAGGAGACCCAGAGAGAGCUGGACGAGAUGCGUCCCAAGGGAGAUGUGCGGGGCACCACGGCAACAGAAGAGUAGGUUACUCUAGAGAGACUGGAGACAGGCUGACUUCGCAAGGUGGGUCCGAUCCGAGGCAUGAGUGCUGCUCACGAGCAAUGAGGCCAAACAACCCUCCAACCCCACCAUGACGAUGUCGUCGGAGACGCACCCCGUCGGAGCAGGCCGCGGGCCCGGGCUUCGCUCUGCCGCCUGUCACCCUUCUCACAUGAUUCAUUCUGGGGUUUGACCACAUUGGUAAAACAGUACUGUACAGAUUCUACUCAAAUCAUUAGCCUCCCCAUAACUCUGAAAAGUAAUACAGUUUUGCAGAAUUAUUUAAACAAAAAAAAGGACGAGAAAAAGGAAACUUUUUGCACAGAAUGCAAAUUGCCUGAUAUUGAAUUAUCGUCUGGUUUAUGGAAAUGGUUUUAUUGUUUUUAUUCAAGUGUCUCACUCCUGGGCAUGAAUUAUGAGAUUCCCUGAUAUUUUCCCUUGUAGUAGGGAUAUUUCCUUUUACCUCUGUAAAUCUCCACUAAAUUCACCAUACCUUUCCUCCUCCUUUUAGCAAAAAGAAAUUCCCCUUAUCUCACCGUCCACUCUAUCUGGCUGUUGAGUGGAUCCUUUUUCUUUUUUUAAAGAAACAUUGUAAGAAACUGCAAAGACUAAUAGUGUAUAUAAUGGUGUAUGUAUUUUAGUCUCGACAUGAAAAAUUUGUGCUAAAGCCUGAAUUAAUAAGUUAAUCACUAUUGGUUUUUAACCAUGCCUCCACACACACACACACACACGCGCGCACACGCACACACACACACACACACACACACACACACACACACACACACACACACACACACACACACACACACAUUCAACGCUUCAGCUAUCAAGUGCAUGUGGGAAACGACAACAACUGACCGUUUUGGUUUCUUUGGCAAGAGUGUCCCAUUGUUACUGUUUAUCCUAAUAGCGUUGACUCUGUUGACUUAAGAGAUGGAUAAGUGUCCUCCUGGAUCUUUGUAGAAGGUGUGUGUGUGUGUGUGAUAGACAGACAAUCUAUGUGCUCUUCUGUUUUUCAUGACCUGCCUUCGACUGUUUUAGGAUCGCGGAGGUAGGAUAGUGUAGUGUACGUGGUUGGAGUCUCUCCCCUCUGACCUCCCCACUUCCGUAGCCUGCCUGUAAUGCAUCCUUGAGCAAGAUACCCUAAUUCCACACCAGGCCAUUUAAUAACCCGAUAUAAAGAAUUCAUUAGAUAAUAACAUCUGCUAUGUGACUCAAUGGUUAAUGGUUAUAGUAAUAAUCUCGAAGAUUUUCAUGUACAUAAAUAUCUGUUAAGUCACUAUCGCUGAAUGAGGUAAUACUUGGCCCCACUGUUGAAAGCCCUUGCAUUUGCUGUAUUAUCAGUGUUACCAACUAGAAGUCAGGGGCGACAUUCCCAGGAAAAAUCACAAGCGGUGCACAGUGGCGCAACAUACUCGCCCUUCAGUUCAAAGUAAAACCCUUGCCACUAAACCAGCUGACUGAAGUCCCAGAUGCAAUACUGUUUGUAUCUCUGGGAAGUGAGGCAAUAACACUGGGAAGUGAGGCGGUAAUAUGGCAAUUACCACCAUAGGUGCCGCCAAAGGGAACAAAACGGAAAUCUUGGAGAUUGCCUCUUUAAGAAUUUCAACUUGGUGUGAUUGGUCUUCUGCUAAAAGGACACUUUGACUUAUUCUUUGUGCUGCUCCCUGUCAAACUGUCCUCACACUGUUGUGGUACGGAACCUCACCGUGGCAAGGGCUGAACCCAGUUGUGUCUGUUUGUGUGUGAGAGAUCUUUUCCCUUUUUAUAAUGCCUUUCACUUUAUGACUGACUGAACAUUGGCAGAUCGACAUAGCAGGUUACAGUUGACGAUAGUUUCUGUUUGAUGCAAGUCUUCUCUGUUUGGCAUGAGUAUACUUAUGGAUAAUUUCAGAUACAACCUUUCUUAUUUUGGGGGAAUUUGAUUCAAGAAUGAGGUUGGCAUUAGAGUGUUGACAUCUUGAGGGUGUAGUUCAGAGUUCUUUCAACUCUGUUCUUUCAUAAAAAUGUAAAUGGAUGGUAAUUAUUCACUGUAGUUAGUAUCUGGUAUCUUUGGCCCUCUGUCUUGAUCUGCCACUAGGGGGCAGCUUCCCUCGAGUACAAACAAGUUCUUGAAUUAAUUUGGCCAUCUGGGGUUCUGUUAAAUAUCUACAGAGCAAAGGCUUCGUCCAAUCAUGUCUGUAUUUAGCUUGAGGUUUGGUGACGAUGACGGUUGCACUAUAGUGAUUUUCGUUUUAUAAAUCUGUUCUAUAUUUUCAUGAGCUUUGGUGUUUGAGAUGCGAUGGAAAACAUUAUUUCUUUAGAGACAUGACAAACCAACGAGUUAUAUUUCCCUGACUAGAAGCCUAUAAUAAAUUAGAAGAAGCAUCAUCCUAUAAUGUAGAUAGAAGAUCCAUUCUACCAAUUAACAAUGGAAAUGUACUUGGAUUCAUAUUCCUAUGCUAAGACGUAAGGCAUUUAGCAGAUCUAGUCAUUUUCUACAUUGAAGUAGUAACGUCUAUAGUUAUAUUAAUGACCCUCGAUGACGCGUGCUAUUCCUCGUUAAAGACGGAGCAUGACUACGCACUGCUUCACAAGCCACAGUUUUCACUUUACCUCUCCCCGCUCCUGGGUCUACUGCGUCAUUUAGGAAGUGCAUGUGUCCAACUAAAAGUUUUUUUAUAAAUGCAAGACAACCCGAGAAGUCCAAUUUUAUAUCGUAAGAAAAACGAGCAUGGCGCGUAUCAUUGACGCACAGCAAAUGACCUGGAUGAAUGAACACGGUGUUAUGGUAACAACUCAAGACAUGGAUCGGUUUUGCUCAGUGUUUUUUUUUUUUUUAUGCAAGUAUUUUCUAUCUAUAUUUGUUAUUCACGAUCGUUUUACGUUCUCAUCAUUGCAAAGCUAGAGAAAUUGUUAUUUUUUAAAUGGAGCUUUCAAAAGUAUGACUGGGUUUUUGAAAUGAAUAAAGGAACUUAUUAUGGGAUAGGACUGUAAAUGAUGCCAGAUAGGUCGACUGUUGGGUGAGGUUUAAAGGCUACAAGGAACAGGUUUAUUCCAUAACACUGUAUCUUAAUAAUCAUGUCAAAGCAUUUGCAAAGGCUACUGUUUCUUUAAUGUAUUUAUUUUGUUUGUUUAUUCGUGUUUCUCUUAAUUUCAAGACAAAGAAAAGAUUCACAAUGCACUCUAUUUUCUCUUUCAUUAAAAGAUGAAUUUCAGGGGAAUUGGUAGUGAAUGUAUAACUCUUAGUCGUUUGUCUUAUUUUCACAGUACUCAUGAUGUGACUCAAGGUCUAGAUAAUAGAAUAUCUAAUACAUUUGAACAAAUAAAAAGUUGUUUUGUUUAUUCUGCUCAAGUAUUCUCCAAUCUUUCAUUUG
This is a messenger RNA of Gadus chalcogrammus (walleye pollock), 4198 nucleotides long. It is a transcript of the gene pitpnb, whose product is annotated as phosphatidylinositol transfer protein, beta. Gene Ontology annotation, cellular component: cytoplasm. The transcript is spliced from 12 exons. The record is from RefSeq and is a predicted model, not a curated record. Gene Ontology annotation, molecular function: phosphatidylcholine binding; phosphatidylinositol binding; phosphatidylcholine intramembrane carrier activity. The coding region runs from base 15 to 827 and encodes 270 amino acids. Gene Ontology annotation, biological process: phospholipid transport. Lineage: Eukaryota; Metazoa; Chordata; Actinopteri; Gadiformes; Gadidae.